AUGCGUAUAGCUGUAAUCUGUGCUCUUGCAGCUCUCGCAACUGUUUCCGCUCGGUCAGUGAGUACAACUGCAAGAUGCGGUCCAAAUCAUCGUGGCCUGACCUGUGCCGGGUCCAUCUUUGGGAAUUGUUGUUCAAAGUACGGCUACUGUGGAAAUGAUUCGAACUACUGCUCUCUAAAGAACGGCUGCCAGACAGGUUAUGGCCAGUGCAACCAGAACCCACCUAAGACCGGUGUCAUUUCUCGAGACGGCUCAUGCGGUGGUCACAAAGGAUAUACUUGCAAGGGCAGCAAACACGGCGACUGCUGUAGUCAAUACGGUUACUGUGGUUCGAAGACAGCCUAUUGUGGCGCUGGCUGCAAUGCGAAGUUUGGUUUUUGCUCCAGUGUACAAUCAUCUUCUCGAGCCAUGUCGCCAUCUAGGACCUCUACUCGCUCCAAUCCUACUGCCAGCACGAGCUCGCGCUGUUCAUCUGCCACGGCUGCUUCUUCGACGCCAAAGAUAUCCACUAACAAUCGCUGUGGGUAUGGAAACGGCAUCGCUCCGAAAUACUGGGGACAGACCUGCCCGUCGAGCAAAUGCUGCUCUCAGUAUGGAUGGUGUGGGAGGGCGGACAGUUACUGCGAAGUAAAGUGUCAGUCUGCAUUCGGGAAGUGUGACAGCAAGCCUUAUUCCAUCCGUUCUUCGUACGUUGUUUCUAUGACAAAAUUUCCUUCGUCAGGAUUAGUCUCGUCCAGCACGAGUCGCACUUCAUCGACAAGCUCCUCACGAAUGUCAUCAUCCACGUCCACCCCAUCAUCUAUCGCCCUGACUACCUCAGCCAGCACAUGGAGUCAGUCGUCUUUCACGGGCAUAUCCGGCCCCUCCACUUCAAGCGGUGCUAGCAAUUCCGUAACAUCGUCCUCGAGCUCAGUGAGCUCGUCUGAUCUCCCUUCUAUGGCUUCCUCAAGCAGCAUUCUCAGCAGUGCAUCGAGCCCUAUGGCUGCCACUAGCUCUUCAUCAUCCAUGGCCAGCGCUUCAUCCAGUAGCUCUGAUAUGACCAUCAGCCCAUCCACAGCAACCACAAGUAUCGCCUCUAGCUCAUCGAACGAAGCCAGCAGUCUUUCAUCAGCAACACCCAGCUCAUCCGACCUGGCCUCCAUCUCCUCCUCAGCCGCAUCCACGACUCCCCCAACCACCACAACCUCUUCCCUAGCCUCCACCUCCAGCACACCCUCGACACCCUCAACUCAGCCCUGCUUCGCCGCACCAACAGAAUACCUCACCAACCCCGGCUUCGAAAUCACCACCCGCGGCUCCUACCGCAACCCCUGGACAGACUCCCAAACCGGCACCGCAUACACCUUCGACCGCGCCGAAGGCUCAGACGUCUACUACUCAAUCUACACCCGCAACGACAACAACUUCCGCACCUACUUCGGCACCACCAUGGCCGGCAACACCGGCGCUCAAAGCAGCACCCUCGUUCUCACACAGACACUCGCCGUCCCACCGGGCACUCGCGUCAGCGUUACAGCAUGGGUCAAGUCGCUGCGCGACGCGUCCACGGACCCGUUCAGCAUGGCCCUGUAUUUCGACGACGAGGUGGUGGACACGUACAGUCCGACGCAGGAGCAGCGUGGGGUGUGGGUGCAGAUUGGGACGACGGAUUUGGCGCAGGCGGUGGUUGUGGGGACGGGGAGGACUCAUCGGGUUGCGCUUGGGGUUACGACGGAGGGUUACGCAGACAAGGACAUUUUUGCUGCCGAUGACUUUUCGGUUACGGCUGUGGCUGGGGCUGGGGAUGUGUCUGUUUGUGCGGUUGGGGGGUAG
Molecule: messenger RNA, 1812 nt
Organism: Plenodomus lingam JN3
Lineage: Eukaryota; Fungi; Ascomycota; Dothideomycetes; Pleosporales; Leptosphaeriaceae
Source: RefSeq, a predicted model, not a curated record